GAGGCAAACAACUGGAAGAUGGUCGAACAUUAAGUGAUUAUAAUAUUCAAAAAGAAAGCACUCUUCACCUUGUACUUCGCUUACGUGGUGGUAUGCAAAUAUUCGUGAAAACUCUCACCGGUAAAACAAUUACACUCGAAGUCGAACCAAGUGACACAAUCGAUAAUGUUAAAGCUAAAAUCCAAGAUAAAGAAGGUAUUCCACCUGAUCAACAACGACUUAUCUUUGCUGGUAAACAACUGGAAGAUGGUCGCACAUUGAGCGAUUAUAAUAUUCAAAAAGAAAGCACUCUUCACCUUGUACUUCGCUUACGUGGUGGUAUGCAAAUAUUUGUAAAAACUCUCACUGGCAAAACUAUAACACUUGAAGUCGAGCCAAGUGACACUAUCGAUAAUGUGAAAGCUAAAAUCCAAGAUAAAGAAGGUAUUCCACCUGAUCAACAACGCCUCAUCUUUGCUGGUAAACAACUUGAAGAUGGUCGCACGUUAAGUGAUUAUAACAUUCAAAAGGAAAGUACUCUCCACUUAGUUCUUCGAUUACGCGGUGGUGAUGAUAAAUAA
Molecule: messenger RNA, 560 nt
Organism: Rotaria sp. Silwood2
Lineage: Eukaryota; Metazoa; Rotifera; Eurotatoria; Philodinida; Philodinidae
Source: the annotation of a GenBank genome assembly